This is a messenger RNA of Metopolophium dirhodum (rose-grain aphid), 738 nucleotides long. RefSeq names its product tigger transposable element-derived protein 4-like. NCBI's taxonomy places the organism in Eukaryota, Metazoa, Arthropoda, Insecta, Hemiptera, Aphididae. Bases 1 to 738 code for a protein of 245 amino acids. The transcript is spliced from 2 exons. Gene Ontology annotation, cellular component: nucleus. The record is from RefSeq and is a predicted model, not a curated record. Gene Ontology annotation, molecular function: DNA binding.
AUGGCUCCGGUACGGUCGCGUUUGACGUUGAAAAAUAAAAUCGACAUAAUAAAAUGUUAUGAUGCAAAAAAACAAAGUGUUCGUGAAUUAGCGACUCAAUUUAAAGUUGGUAAAACUCAAAUUGGAACCAUACUCAAGACCCGGGUAGAUCUAUUGCGUAAAUGGUGUGAUGAAAACGUGAAUGGAGAGACAAAAAAGAAUUUUAUUGAAGAUGAAACUGGCUUAUUUUUUCGUGCUUUACCCAAUAAAACAAUGUGUCUCAAAGGUGAGAACUGCAGUGGUGGAAAAAUAAGUAAAGAACGAAUUACAGUUAUGUUGUGUGUUAAUAUGGAAGGCAAUUUUGAAACACCUUUGGUGAUUGGAAAGGCGUUAAAACCCCGGUGUUUUAAGAACAUAAUCGUCAACGAUCUUGGAGUAACGUGGAAGGCUAAUCGUAAAGCUUGGAUGACACAAGAAUUAAUGAAAGAAUGGUUAUCGAAUUUCGAUAGAAAAAUGCAAGGCCGGAAGGUUAUCCUUUUUCUUGAUAAUGCGACUAGUCAUCCUCAUUUGAAUUUACAGAAUGUGAAACUCGCAUUCUUUCCACCAAAUGUAACUUCAACUUGCCAACCUCUUGACCUAGGCAUUAUAAAAAAUUUCAAAACUCAUUACCGCAUAAAUCUUUUAAAACACGUAAUUUCGUCUAUAGAUAACGAAAAUAUAAAAAAACCAAAUGUGACAGUUCUUGAGGCAGUUAUGUGA